Symbiodinium sp. CCMP2592 is the source of this 5169-nucleotide messenger RNA. The record is from the annotation of a GenBank genome assembly. NCBI's taxonomy places the organism in Eukaryota, Dinophyceae, Suessiales, Symbiodiniaceae.
AUGGAGGUCCUGGUGGCCCCCGCCCGGCUUUGGGCCCGCUCGACCGCAAGGGCUGAGCAAGCCCUCAGUCGUGGCUUUCAGUACGUGGGCAAGCUGUGUGCAAGACAUCCUUUAAAAUGCCUCUUCCUGUCCAUCUUGUUCUGCCUGGCGUUUGGCGCCGGAUUUGUGCAGUUUGAGAACGAGGGUGGAUCUCGAGCACUCUGGGUAGACCAACACUCACAGCAGAUGAAGAAUCUCGAGUCUGUCGAAAGCCUCUUCUCAGACCCCAUUGGGAGCGAGGGUGGAGGCGAACGGCUUAUUGUGGCUGCCAAAAGUGGUGGCAACAUUUUGGACUAUGACACAUUCCUUGAUGUCUGGAGGGUUGUUGAUGACGUCCGUACUUUGGAGUUCAAGGGAGACGAUGGUGGGCUGGAGAGCUAUCCAUUCGUUUGUCGAAGGGCAGACGGCGACUGCAUUAUUGACGGCGUGCCACGAUACUUUGCAACGCGGCCACUCACGCAAGAAGACAUCCUGCGUGCCGUAAACCAGCCACAGUUUGCUGAUGGCAUGCCGACCUAUGCCGAGGACAGCUUGGGAGGCAUCCAGAGGAACAGCAGCGGCCAGAUCGUGGGAGCUUCUGCUGUCCGAGUCAUCUUCUAUGCCUGGUCCGACGGAUUUCAUAAGGCGUGGAUGGCUCACUUCGUGGAGAACUUCAAAACGAUCCAGCGCUACGAGCGGGUUAAUGUUUUUCUGCAGGCCGCUGGUUCCUUCGAUGACGAACUCAAUCGCACUGUAAGUGCAGAUAUCCCGCUGUUUGCCUCUGCCUUCGUGCUGAUGUCCACUUUCUGUGCGGUUUUCAUUGGAAAGCCGUGCAGCUGGACGGCGAGCAGACGUCUACUAGGUGUCUCCGACCUCCUGCUCGUGCUUAUAGCCUGCGUCGGCGGCUUCGGCAGUGCCAUGUUACUUGGGGUGAAAUUUACCGUCCUGACGCAGAUUCUGCCCUUCAUCCUGGUGGGCAUUGGUAUCGAUGAUGCCUUUGUGAUUGUCAAUGCCUUUGAUAGAACAGACGAGUCUUUGGAUAUUCCUGAGCGUGUCGGGCAAGCAAUGGGGCGAGUGGGUGUGUCUAUUACCCUCACGUCGCUCACGGACAUCGUUGCUUUCCUUCUUGGAGCCACUUGUGUCUUCCCGGCGAUACAGUUCUUCUGCUACUAUGCGGCUGUCUCUUGCUGUUUCGUCUGGAUGGUGCACUGCACUGCCUUCUGCGCCAUGCUGUCUCUCGACGCUGCGCGCGCCAAGAGGCACCUCCUGGAUCCGCUUUUCUGUGUGCCGGCAACAUCCUCCUGCAUUCCAAGCGAGCCGACGGACUCCACGAAGACUGCGACACUCCUUUCAAGGAUGCUGGGGGUCAUUGUCCGCUUCUGUGUGCGUUCUACGUUAUCCAAGCUGCUCACCGUCUCUGUGUUUCUCGGCGUUGCUGGCAUCUCCCUCUGGCAAGUCAGCCUGGGCAUAGGAACGGAUUUCAAGCUCAUUGACCUGACUCCAGAUGGCAGCUACUUGAGUGAUUACUACACGCAGGAGGAGCGGUAUUUCGGUGGGAUCGCAAUUGGGCUGGCCGUGCCAGCAUCUUUCUAUGUGCAAGGUCUCAACUUCAGCUCGCUAGAGGUCCAGCGGAAUCUCGAGCUCGUCGGUGCAGAGAUGCUAAACAUGCGCAUGGUCAACGAAGAUCGGGGACUCAGAAGUUGGCACACCAUCUUCAGCCUCUGGGCUUGGCAGAACCGUGGUUCCUUGGAUGUCUUGCCGCUGACGGCCUUCGAAGAAGUGCCCGGUGGAGCUUCCCGGCCCGGGUGCCGAGCGGGCCUUCCACCGAACGUCAACGACUGUGUCACCCACUUCCUCACAGGACCAACCUUUCAAGAUGCCUUGUUCACCUUCCUCGCAGAGGAGCAGUUCGGCGACUUCUACGGGGAUCUGCACUUUUCUUACAUAUACACCGAUGGAUCCCGUAGACCAGACGCCCGAGACCGUGAAGAAGGAGACUACGGCUAUACUGCAAGGGACGUUAUUGGUCCUUCCUAUGGCGGCGGAGGCUAUGGCAGCGGCUCAUAUGUCCUGGACAUUGCACGGCUGAUGGUUCGGCAUGUGGAUACCGCCAACAGCGUCGAGCAGGUGGAGGCCUUGGAGGAGGCUGAGGAGCUGACCAGGCGAUGGCAAAGUGCACUUCCAGGCAGCUUCAUGAACUCUUUCUCGUAUAUCUUCUACGACCAGUUCCGCAUCAUUGUAGCGCAGAUGACCACCAGUGUUGCGCUUUGCCUACUAGCUGUAACUAUCAUUAGCACUCUCGUCUUGGCACACCCUCUCUUAGUGAUGUCGGUCGUGCUCGUUCUGGCUUUGGUGUUCGUGAACCUGCUGGGCAAUAUUAUACUCUGGGACCUGGAUCUGAAUACGAUAAGCAUGAUCAACCUGGUUAUGGCUGUCGGUUUGGUGGUAGACUACAGCAUGCAUGUCGCCCACAACUUCAGCCUUCAAGACGACAAACUUGACAGGGCCGAGCGCGCGGCACGUGCCGUGGAAGAGAUUGGCCCAGCUAUCUUUCUCGGCAUUAGCACGACGUUCGUGGCCAUGAUCCCUUUGGCUUUCUCCUCAAGCCAAGCAUUUCGAGUCUUCUUCAAGAUGUUCGUGGGCAUCGUCGUUGCUGGGGGUAGCCAUGGGCUGGUUUUCCUCCCGGUCUGUCUCUCGCUUGUGGGACCCGGUGGCACGGCAGAGCCUGAGAUGAAAAUCCAGCCGGAAAGCUAUGCCAAGGGUGCGGCAACGGAACAGAUUUCCAACGUUAUCGGUGCAAACGAGAGCAACGUGGCUGUGACCACGUUGCCGGAUGACUACGAAGGCGCACCCUUGAUGCUGCAGUUGGUCGUCGCCUUUUCCACAAGCCCAGAUGAUGCCUUUGACAAGACAUACCUCCAGCUGGAUGGUGAAGAUGAGAAGGACGACUUCACCUGGGUCCACACGAAAGGUUUGCGUUCCUUCAAUGUCAAAGGCAUUCAGACGGGCCUGAGAUACUCCUGCCUCGCCGUCCAGAAGAGCUUCUCAAGCCUGGAGGGAUCGGCUCUGGAGGCGCACAUGAGGGUCCUUUGUCGGAUCUCUCAUCCUCACCUCUGCAAGGUCAUCGAAUGCUUCGAGGAGGACGACGAGCGACUGGUGAUCUGUGAGAAGCCUUCGAAGGAGAGGCUCUUCACUGGCGAGACUGGCGAACCCUGGAGUCUUGAUGAGACGACUGGUGCAGACUCAAGGAAAAGUGAGCGCAUUGUUGCGGAGAUGAUGCGACAGAUUCUGUCUGCCCUUGCACAUGGGCAUGCCAGAGGAUGCGUGCACGCGAUGAUUACGCCGGACAAGGUCAGGGUGAUGCAGCCGUCGUCGAAAAGCCAUUCGUCGAAGAUUCCCCAGCUGAAGGUGAUUGGCUUCGGCCUCGCAUAUGCCUUGCUGCCUCCACUGGGCAUCUUCUUGCAGAAAGAUCUAGUGAAGAAGGAUCGCGACGUCGCUGCGAUGACAGGCCUCCCAUACACUGCCAUGGAAUCCAUGCUGUCCAAAGAAGUCUACCUGAACAACAUCCGCAGCCUCCAUGACGCAGGACCUGCCCACGAGAUUGAAGAUUCUGCGGCACAGGCUUCCCCGCGCAUCUCGGUGCUGGACGAGUUCGGGGCACGAACUUCCAGCAGUUCUGCGCCCCGCUCCGCAGAUCUGCACCUGAUCGAUGGGCAGCUGCUGGGACGAUAUCCUCCAGGUGCUGAUAAGGCCGACGUCUGGGCAGUCGGGGCACUGGCCUACCGCCUGCUGACCGGAGUCGCUCCGUUCCUGCCGAACCUGAGUACCAAGCGCAGAGAGAAGAAAGAGGAUCUCCUCAACUUUAUGCAGGAGGAGCCCAUCAAGUUUCUCAAGUCGGACUGGGCGAACCGCUCCUCAAAGUGCCUGGAUGCUGUCCGCUGCAUGUUGCGCGUGACACCCUCGCUGCGUCCCAGUGCUGCUGAUCUUCUGCGUCACCCUUGGUUGAAGCUCGGCCGGGAGCCGGUGCCAUACGUUCGGGUUCACCGGCUUUUUGCGAACGGGUUGAACUACCUCAAGGAGACCCAGUUCAAGAAGUUGGUCAUCCGCGUCAUUGCCGAGCAGAUGCCAGAAACCGGCCCCCACAUGCAGCAGGCUCAGAGCGUCUUUCGAGCUCUGGACAGGGACCGAGACUGCUUGCUGAGCCCGGCAGAGUUUCUCGAGGGACUGCGCCUUUUCCCAGACUUGAUGGAACGCCUGGGUGAGGAUCCCGAGAAGCUCUUUGAGGCCGCGGACCGCGAUGGCUCGGGGUUUUUGGACUCCAAAGAGUUUGCGGCUUGUACCAUGCCUCCGGCGAAGUCGCGCGAGCAAGAGGUAAUCUGGUACGCAUUCCGCGCCUUUGAUGGAGACGACGACAAGGAGGUCACCGUGGAGAAGGUGCUACAGGCGGCCAGGCUCUUGGAAGGGAAGCUCCAGGCCAGCGAGCAAAUCGCGGAGCUCCUUUCUGUCUUACAAGCCGAGCUCCAACGUCUCCGCGUGCCUAUGAGGCGCGAGCGCAUCGAGGAGGCGGACGAUGAGGACCCGGAUGCCGAGCUGCGCGUCGAAGGAGAGGAAGAGGAGGCCGAGGCAGAAAUGGCGCACAUGCCCAGCCAAGCCAGCCAAGAGCUGAACACGUCCACUCUCAAGUCCAUGUCGGCAAAUGUGAGCUUCAAGGACUCGCGCAGGGGUCAGCACGGGAGCAAGCCGAAGAAGGGCUCCUGGCUCCAGCGCAGAGGUCAGGCGAUGAUCGAGCACGCGAGGCGCUGGGUCACUCGACCGCGCGUGCUGGACUAUGGGGAGCUGGUGUACUUGUGCGACACGCGGCGGAAGGGCGUGGGACCGGGCAAGAUCCUCUACCGUGCUGCGCGCAAGGAGUUUUUCAGAGUUAUGCUCAAGUACGACUUGGACUUCUAUGAGGUGGUGCACAAGGUCCCAGAGUUGGCGUGGCCGCCGGAGGCUGGGUCUGCCGCUGCAACCCCGUGGUCCUGCUACUGUGCCACCGGGGGCCUCUACUCCUCAAAGCAGCAGAAGCUGCAGGAGAAGGAGAAGGCCGACAAGAAGGAGAAGGCUCGCCACAAUGAUGACCCGAGCGAUGCCUCAAGUGAGGAGAGCUGA